Molecule: messenger RNA, 1266 nt
Organism: Emiliania huxleyi CCMP1516
Lineage: Eukaryota; Haptophyta; Isochrysidales; Noelaerhabdaceae
Exons: 1
Coding region: 1-1266 (421 amino acids)
Source: RefSeq, a predicted model, not a curated record
AUGCAGCCAACGUCGUGGCUCGGCCUCGCGGUUGCUGUUGCCGCUCUCCUCGCCGCCAUGGUCUAUCGGAAGCUACUGCUUUGCUCGAGCUCCCACACAAUUGCGCCAGCCAAGCUCACCCUGCGCGACGUGUGCGGCAGCGAGGAGGCUUGCUGGGCGGUGAAGAGCAGCGGCGCUGCCGUCAGCAGCCUCGCCACAGCAUUCGCCGGGCGGCACUGGAUCUUCAACAACGAGAGCCCACCCCGCGGCGCAUACGCGGAAGGGCUCGACAUUGAGUGUGUGCGCCCGCGCUCCGAAGGAGCCGUCCAGAACCACACAAUGGGUGCCGCCCACGAGUGCUUUGUCGAGCGCUGCGGCGCGCCGCUGCGCGCCUGUGCCCUCGUGCCCGCUUGCCGCGGCGAGUGGACAAAGGUGGUGGGAGAUCUCCUCUCGGUGGUGGACGUGGCGACGCUGCGCCCGGAGGGCAUUGCUCGGCCGGAGGCGCGCGCUCUGGCCUCGUGCUUCUUCUCCCGUUGCCUCUGCGUCGCCGACCUCGCCGUCGGCGAGCCGGCAAAGGGCGAGGCGGCCGGCGGCCACGUCGCACGUUUCCCCGACGCGAUUGACGACGACGACGUGCGCGCCAUCCUGUCCCUCGCCGCCUCCAUCGGGGAGGAUCCGAGCUUCGUCGAGGACCGCAACUUUGGGUCGCUGCCGCGCGGGCAGUCGAGCCCUCUCGGCGGGCAGCGGGCCACGUACCUGCAGAGCCGCUUCACCACCGACCCGCUCACCGCGCGCCUCUACCCGAGGUUGAGGGCGCUCGUCGUCCGAGCCGAUGCGCAGAGCGGCUGGCGAAGGGUGCAUGCGGCCACGUUGGUGCCGCGCACCAUCGAGCUGCUCAACUACUCGAGCGGCGCGCAGCACGCGGGCGCCGCCCUCUCCCUCGGCUGGCACACGGACGAGCAGUCCGCCGUCACCGCCCUCCUGCUCCUCUCCGACCCAGCAAACUUCUCCGGAGGAGAGCUCUACCACCUCGCCCACGGCCAGAUGCACGCGGCGCACGCGCGGCAGCACGAGCUCCUCGUCUACCGCUCGCACACGCCGCACGCGGUCGGUGCGCUCACGGCGGGCACGCGCCUCGCUGUCGCCCUCGAGUUCUGGCACGUGCACGUCCCAGGCGAGGGCGUCGACCACCCGGCGUACCCGCACCGGCGGGUCGGGCUGGAGCGCCCACGGACCGGGGGAGGGAGGUCCGCUCCGCCUGCGACGCUAGGCAGGUGUCCAUUGUGA